UGUGGUGUUCAUCCUGCUGCAUUAAAACUGAUGCUUGGGAUAAAAGGUUUAGAGCCAUUCGCAUUCAUCUUGACUUUGCAUCCUCUGCAUCUAAGGUACACAAAGAAGUCAAAUGCUACGAUGUAUGUGGGGUGGUCGGGUGGAUUUAACCCAGUGGCGUAGGAGAUAUAAGUGAAAAGUGGUGUGUGGGAGAAUGGCAGUGUAUUUUUCUACUGUGCUACCACUGGCCCAUGGAGGGGAGCUCUACCCUCGAUCCGUAUUGCCGCACGGUGGGAGUGAAACUGGAGGUACUAUGAAAAUCUGACAUUUGCCUGUACGCGUCAGAAAAGACAGAGCAUUGCGCACAGUGGCAGCUUUGUACUCUGACGUUUUUUGGUAGAGCGCGUGCUCCAAAAGUCUCUGUUAUGCUACUCGUGUGUCUCGUGUAGUGUCCAGUGGUUUUCCGGAGCGUGGAGUUUUCACCGUGAAAAAAUCAUUUCAGGAGGACCAGAGUGCCAACAUCCAAACUUGCCAUUAAAUGAACCCCGUGAUAUUUCAACAUUUCAAUAGAAUACUAUUGCAUCGGAGUUUUCUCGACAUUUGCAUUUAGUGCUUUUGUGUUGUUAGUGAAAUGAAAGACCGGGCAUACGUGACCGGUUAACCAGAGCUGAAACGGUGCUUUCAUCAGCGGGGGAAGAAAGAAAGAGAGAGAAAAGUAUAGAAGGAUCUCCGAGAGAAUAGGGAAGGAUGUGAUAUCGCCAAGUUGGAAAGAGAAAAAGAGAUAGAGCAGUUGGGUGAAGAGGAGAUAUACGAGGCCGUUGGUUAGCCAGUAGUAUCCGAUAAAAAGAGAACGGAGAGCAAUUUGGGCUUUAACACUCUAGAGACAAAUGAAAAGUCAGGGAAUAUAAUACAAUUGCCUCUUCCCAUACACAGUAAGAACUGUUGCAUUGAGAAGUUAAUGGAAACAACGAGUCAAGUUGGCAAGUAAUUUUCAUGCUUGAGUACAUUUUCACGGGAGAAUGGUGAUAAUGGAUGAGGAAACGAAUUGACGAAAGCUCAACUCCUCUCGAACGAAUGAAAAAUGGCAAUUUUAUUAUUAAAUAAAGGAGAAGUAUUAUAGAAAAUUCCGUUUAUACAGCGAAUUGAGGGGAACAAAGGAGACGCACAGGGUCGUACGAGUGAAAGAGAAACGGAUUAAACUACACAUAGCAUUGAAGGAGCGGCACAAAAAAGGCGGAGGAAAAAAAUAAAAGGGAGAAUACUGAACGAAUGGUUGAGUGCGAUAGAGACGGAGGAUAAAGAUGAGACGUGAAUAAAGGGAAAUACCUGUCGAUUGAGAUUUUGAGCUGUUUGGGGAUUUGGUGAUUCGGGGUGCGAGGUGGCGGGUGAAAUUACCACGUGGAUACGUCACAGCAAAAUUCUCUGAAUUUGGGGAUUUUUCGAGUACCAGAAGAAAGUGUGUGUGUGCAGUAAGAGUACCAGAGGGGAAAGGGACAAAGUGGGCGAAUCGUUGCUGUGGAGAUCGAUGUUCAGGGGUGUACGAUGGCCGGGGCGCUGUCCGAGAACGCGCCGAGACCGGUGAGCAUUGUAACCGUUGAUGCUGGCGGUGGUACGAGCGUUGAAACACCACCGGUACCAACAACCGAUCUCACCCACGAGACUAGAUGUCAGAAUGGACGUGAUAAUCGUGAGACAACGCGAUGCUUUGCCUCGACCGAGGCACAAACUGAGAAUACCCCGAGGCUCAUUGAGGAUGAGAUAAGGGAUGCAAGGAGACGAGAGAGAAGGGUCCGGAGGCAUCACCGCAGGGCCAUGAGGAGUUGCUCGAUGCCACCGAGUUAUCCUGGUGUGCCCGGUUGUGUUAAUGCCGCUGCUGGCAUUGGCACAGCUCCGGGUAUGCCCCUGGUACAACCAGUGGGGGGUUUUCUCCAUCCACCGCCACCACAUCUUGGCCUCAGGGGUCUCAGCCUCGGUCUGCCAUUUCCAGUGCCCACCAGUGUUUCUGCCUUCGGCAGGGACGCAGUGCCGAAGCAAUGUUGUGGCUUGGGCUCACCACCAGUUCGCUGGUCAAUUCUCGGUGUUGGCAUCGUCGGGCUAGUUUGUGCAGCUGCUGGAGCUCUACUUGGUGCCCUCAGGGCAACCGGUCGUGACCAUAUAGCCGUAUCGCUUCUCAUGAUUGGUAUAGGAGUGGUCUUAGUGACGGUGAGUGCAGUGGCAUGGCGAGUGACCAGUCGAGAAAAUUGCGGCAGCUUCUUCGGUUUCACAGGGAUCUCAGCAAGGAUUCCACCGGCGAGGCCGAUGCAUCCGUACGCGGCCAUGAUCUAUCCAGAAUUCCAGUUUAGAACACCACCACCGAGUUACCAGGCGAGUAUGCAGGAGUACAGACUCCGGCUUUUACUGCUCGACAGACUCCAGCCAACAUCAUCACCACCACCAACCUACAGAUCGAAUACAGCGAGUAUAAUAGCACCGUGUACAACACGUGAAAGCCGACCACCAAGUUACUGUGGCCGUACUAAUGUCACUCCAAAUGCAACACUGGCGCCGUCCAAGAAGGACGCUAAUCUCGUUAGAAUUGUUCAGACUGAGUCCGAACCAGUCAUACUCAGUGGUGAUCAAACGCCACCCGUGCAGGCCGCGGUUGAGGUACUCGCUCAUCUGUAAUUCAUUCUAAAAACCAGACAAUUAACAUUUUUACGGAAAAACAAUCGGUAAAUGUCAACGUAAAGUGGUGGAUGAUGAUUAUCGCUGUGGCUUCCUGUGCAAUAGUAACGAAAAUUAUCCAUCGAAAAAAUUUAAUCGACCACCAAAACACUUGGGUAUAAAAAUUUUUUGGAUAAAAAGAGAGAAGAAAAUUGGAAAACCUUAACCGAGAAAUGUUAAACCGCUGAAACGAAAGUGCACUUCACAUCGGCCUCAGCCCGGAUGUAAGUAAUUGUGUGUCACAUUGGAGAACAUGAUGCGUUUGUUGGGGCACAGGGAGGCGGACAUUUGUUAUGCUUUACUCCUUGGACAACGAUUUAACGCUACGGUUGUCCUUAACUUGUCUCUGCACACUGUAGAUAGGGAUACAAACUUCCGCUCUUCCGUAAAUUUUUCCAGUGCUGUAUAUUGCUCGUUGUGCUUCGUACCUGUGAUUUUUUUUUUUUUUUUUUUUUUUCACUGGGCGUCGACAGACCAUGAGAGGUGGGACGUUUGUCUUCGGCUGUGUGUCACAGAUUCAACGGCAUUGCUCUAUUUGUUUUGUUCCGGUGAAAUAGACUUUUGAGGCAGGGGAAAAUAGAGUACACCGAGAGAAAUUUUUGUGAGGAAAUUCACCUGACAAUGGCUCGAAAAUUUUUCAUUGAAAUGCAGGAAACGUGGGGUUAAAACUAGAAGUGGAGAAUCCACUUUUUGGGAAAUAAAGUCUCGUGUAGAUUUUAUUCCUUUCAUUGGGCAGCAUUUUGUCAGCAUAUUAACGAACGUAGUUGGGCAGUUAGUGAAGAGAAAUUCCCGUCUCAAUAAAUAUGAUGUAUGAUGGGCAUUAGGCAAUCUCAUCCGGUAGAAUUGAGGGGAAAAUACUGUUUACCGGUUGCCCUUUUAUCGUGACAAGAAAAAUUAUUCAUUUCCGUCCGGCCCUUCACAUUCAUUAUUUAUAUUUAUAAUUGAAAAGAAAUUGCAAAUUUCACUACGAAUCAAAUGAGUACAUGGGAAUUAAUGAUUUCAAAUGACGGAGAAAAAUUUUCAAAAUUACCUCUGGACAUUUGAUUCAAAAAAUUUAAACGAUUUCAUAAUUAUUCAUAAUCUUUCACCAGUAAAUUUUUUCCAUUCUUCUUCUCCGGGCACUCGUACCACAUGCAAAUUCCCCAAAUUCUCAUCUUUUUCUGCCUUUCGAUGAUACGAGAUAGACGAGGGUAAUAUUACCGAAUUCCACUAUUUGAAAAAAAAUUCCACUCGUGACCUGCGUUUGACUCCAAUCCUGGUGACUUUUUUAAUCGUAUUUCAAUCCCCAACCCGAAGUAUUUUGCUAUCGCAAUAGGGUCAUCGAUUCUGCCAGAUGGAAAUUCAAAUAUUUCUGCGAUAAAAAUUCGAUAUACCAGCCAAUAUCGAGUUUGUGUUCUCCAGUGUGUCAAAUACCACGUAAACUAUUGUUUUUGUUUCGUUUGUUUUUUGGAUUGUUCAUUAAAUCAAUGUAUACAUUUUGGUUAAUCUGGCUCAGGCAAUUUCACAUAUGUCCUUUCAUUUUAACGAUUUAUUAUAAUUGAGGGAUUUGCUGAAUUUAAAACCGAGUGAUAAUUGGAACAGAUAGGCAGGAUGGAGAAGAAUCCUGGUUAUUCGGGACUCCGAGUGUGCAAUUAAAAAGCGUGAAGAAGAAUUUCACGGUACGGUACAUGGCCAAAUGGUAGUGCAGUGAUUAUAUUUAUUCAUUCUCAAUGUUUAAAUUAUACAAAGUCACUGGGCGAGCCGCAUAACAUCUCACAUCCUCUCGAUUUUCAAAGUCACACUUUCUUUCCACGUUUUUUUCAUACAUUUUGUAAAUAGAGGUCUUGCGACUGAUAAUGGCUUUUUUCUUUGCCGUUAAUGUUUGGAUAGUGUAUUGCUUAGUGGAGGUAUUGGGCGGUAUUCAGUGAAUUGCGUUGGAAUUUUGCAUAUUUUGUAGAGUUUUUUUUUUCAAUUACCGUCAAUGUCGAGAGACAAUUAGAAUUUCAAUGUGGACGACACCAUUAACGCAAUUGCUGUGAAGAAUUACAAGUGACGAGUCUGUUUUUCCGACACCUCUCUGAAAAUCGUGAGAAAAAGGUCAGUGAGAUAAGGACCAGUGGUGGUAACUUUGUUUUAGUGUUUACAUAAUUUCGAGGCUUUUAUGACAAGAAAGCCUAACGAGAGAUUACAAUCUUCUCCUCAGUACCACUUCCACUCGAACAAUUGUUCUCGUAGAAACGUGAUUACGAUGGAAACGAGUAUUUCUCUGUUGGCAUUUGAUAUUUCGAAUGAGUUUCAAUAUUUUCUCCAAGUGCCUGGAACUUGAACGUGCAAAACGAGGGAUCGUUAAUCUUAUUGAUUUAUCAUCUCGGAUUCAUAAAUUGAUGUAUUUGAAAUAUGACAUGCAAUUCGUUUUUAAAAUGAACGUUUUGUUUGUAGACUAACGUAUGACAUUCGGCUUGCGCUGUUCGAUGGCGAUAAAAGUUAACAUUUUAUGUAUCUCGGUAGUUGUCUUUGGAAUCUGAUACCCCAUAAUACCAAACUCGCAAUGCAUACAGAGGUAUGAAUUAAAGAGGAUUGACUGAAGUAGAGGCUCAGUUCUGGGGGUUGGAGUGACCCCAGCGGCAUCGUAGUACUGCACCCCAAGAGAGGGAGAGCGCAACACGCAACGCUGUGGUGUCCAUCAAGUCGACGGGGUGAAUUUUAUUUUCUGCGGUAUGAAUGCUUUUUGUUUUUCAUUUAUUUAACUGAA
Molecule: messenger RNA, 5413 nt
Organism: Fopius arisanus
Lineage: Eukaryota; Metazoa; Arthropoda; Insecta; Hymenoptera; Braconidae
Exons: 5
Coding region: 1522-2643 (373 amino acids)
Source: RefSeq, a predicted model, not a curated record